Planococcus citri (citrus mealybug) is the source of this 1008-nucleotide messenger RNA. RefSeq lists its product as uncharacterized. The transcript has 3 exons. NCBI's taxonomy places the organism in Eukaryota, Metazoa, Arthropoda, Insecta, Hemiptera, Pseudococcidae. The record is from RefSeq and is a predicted model, not a curated record. Bases 53 to 778 code for a protein of 241 amino acids.
ACUUCGAAACCGUAUUGAUCAAACUUGACAACACAUUUCAUUCGAAAGUACAAUGUUUAAAAAAGCAGCCACCGAAUUAUUAUCGGUUAAAAAAGAUGACGUACAAUCUGUUUUAUUAGCUACUGGUCGUGGUCGAAGUGACGAUAUCGUCAAGUGUUUGAAUUUAUUCCCCUAUUUUAACGGUUGGUCAGAAAAAAGUCUGAGAGAAUGUUGUAUUUUGUCCACCAUCAAGAGGUUCUUACCGGAUAAUGUUAUACUGGACUCUUCAAAGGGUGACCAUAGUUACACUUAUUUCAUUAUCGAUGGAGUCUGCACAAUGGUGCAGAAAAUUGUUCUACGAGUCAAGAGUACUUUCAAUGGUAGGAAAGUAUUCAAAUUUCAUUCCGAUCAAACCAUCGCUCAAGACGACGAUCCUAAUUUGGAAAUAGUUUUUAUUAAGAUACGAAAUUUCAUUUCCGGCGAUUGUUUCGGCUUAGGCGAAGACUUAACAAACCGCUGGAUCGUCUCAGAAACGGCUGUUCGAUGUUUAACAAUCCCUAGAGAUUUUUUAUUGCAACAUAACCAAAACAACGUAUGGCCUCGUGUUAGACAACGUAUCGUAAGCAGUUUCCCCAGCAAUGCUCAAAUUUAUAGUUCAUUAAAUCAGCAAGUAAAAUGGUCCAGGUUCAAGAAACAAUACGCGAGCCAACUUAGACGCCGCAAGAAUACAUCGCCAUAUCCUCAAGAUGUGCCCUUUUAUUGGCAAAUAAACGUAAGCGUACCCACGUCGCUCCUUUGAGCCAACAUUUUCCUCCCCAAUGGCCUUAUAGUAUUUCCAGCCAGCGACAAAUUCACUAAAUUGACGUCAUAACUGAGCUAAAAAUAAUGAGCAUUUGCAUGGAAAUGUAUCGUUUUAAUGAGCAAUAAAUUUAUCGCAGCAGGAUGCUUCUCUGUAAAUUAACCCGCAUAUAUUCUAAGGCAGUUUCCCUCGUGCACGAAAAAAAAAAAAACACAAACCAUAUCACACGG